This is a messenger RNA of Cuscuta epithymum, 2064 nucleotides long. NCBI's taxonomy places the organism in Eukaryota, Viridiplantae, Streptophyta, Magnoliopsida, Solanales, Convolvulaceae. The record is from the annotation of a GenBank genome assembly.
CUCCCUUUCCCUUCCAUUCAACCUUUCCAGUUUUAACAAAAAAACUGGAAACCAGGGAAAAUUCAAAACUUUAAUGUUAGUAAUUUACUUUAAUUACUCCGUAUAAUUCUUCGUAAAUUAAAGACAGGCAGGAAAUUUCCUGGAAGUUGUUGAUGAUACUGAAAUCUUCGGUUGCUAAUAAAGCUUCAGUCAGCAGCAUAUGGACUCCAAGUCACUGUGGUUUAUCAACCACCAGUCCUUCUUCUCCGCCGCCCAAUCGGGUGACCUUGACGCGCUCCAGAAACUCCUCUCUCAGAAUGAUGAAUCCGGAGUAUCCGAACCCGACCCGAACUCGCUUUUGGCCUUGCAGAACGACGCCGGGAAGACGGCCCUGUACGUCGCGGCGGAGAAUAAUUACGUGGAGGUGUUCAGAUUUCUGGUCGAGCUCUGCGAUUUGGAGACUGCUAAGAUCAGGUGCAAGGGUGACUUGGAUGCCUUCUCCAUCGCCGCGACUCGAGGCCACUUAGGUAUAAUCAAGGAGCUCUUGUCAAAGUGGCCCGAGCUUUGCAAAAUAUGCAACUCGUCAAAUACAAGUCCUCUUUAUUUAGCAGCCGCCCAAGGCCAUGUGGAUGUUGUAAAUGCCAUUCUGGAUGCGGAUGUGGGCUGUGUAAGGAUCGUGAGGAAGAAUGGGAAGACUGCCCUGCACAAUGCAGCAAGGUAUGGGCUUAUGCCCAUUGUGAAAACGCUCAUUGAGAGAGAUCCGGAGAUCGUCUCUAUCAAAGAUAAGAAAGGACAAACUGCACUUCAUAUGGCGGUCAAAGGUCAAGAUGGUUUGGUGAUAGAGGAAAUAUUGGAUGCCGAGCACUCAAUACUGAAUGAGCGUGACAAAAAGGGUAAUACUGCGUUGCACAUUGCCACUAGAAAAGCACGAUCCCAGGUUGUGAAUGUCCUGUUGACCUACACAUCCAUUAAUGUCAACGCUAUCAAUAAUCAAAAUGAAACGGCAAUGGAUUUGGCAGACAAACUCCAAUACGGAGACUCCUCUUUGUUGAUCAAGGAAGCAUUAAUCGACGCUGGGGCCAAACAGGCCAGAUAUAUCGGCCAAGUUGAUGAGGCAAUGGAACUGAAGAGGACCGUGAGCGACAUAAAGCAUGAAGUACAAUCACAGCUCAUUCAAAAUGAGAAAACCCGUAGGCGGGUUUCCGGCAUUGCAAAAGAACUCAAGAAGAUACACAGAGAAGCUGUCCAGAACACCGUCAAUUCCGUAACCGUAGUAGCAACCUUGUUUGCCUCCAUUGCUUUCUUGGCCAUCUUCAACAUGCCGGGCCAAUACACUGAUUCAGGUGAAGCCCGGGUGGCCGAGACUGUUGCCUUCCGCGUGUUUUGCCUAUUGAAUGCCACUUCUCUGUUCAUAUCCCUAUCGGUUGUUGUGGUCCAGAUAACACUCGUCGCAUGGGAUACGCAAGCCCAGAAGCGGGUGGUGUCUGUUGUAAACAAGCUAAUGUGGGUGGCGGGCAUGAGUACUUCCGGGUCAUUUUUGGCAGUUGGGUUCAUCGUUGUCGGUAGGAAAGGCAAGUGGAUGGCUAUAACCAUCACCGGCCUGGGCGGGCCUAUUCUUAUAGGGACAUUGCUUGGUUUGUGUUACUUUGUGUUCAGGCAGCAUUUUGGUGGGGACUCUCAGAGACGGAUAAAAAGGGCAACUGGUAGCAAAUCUUUCUCGUGGUCUUACUCUCUGAAUGUUUCUGAUUUGGAUGACUAUAACUCCGAUGAUAAGAUCUAUGCCCUGUGAAUAUCACAAUUAUUGUCCUACUUGUGUUUACUGCAAGGUUCAUGGAGGAGAUGUACUGUAAUUGUUUUUCAGGCCAUGUAGAGAGUAGAGUUUGAUAAUGGAGGAGAUUGGACUUUAGGCAUAUGAUCACAAGGUAGAGUUUGAUUAUGUAAAAGUUUGUACAAUUGUACAUAGAGUGGAUUGCUAAUUAACUCUUAAUUUUUGAAAUUAAUGUCUUCAUGUUGUCUGAAAAUUCUAUGGCAUUGCUUCGUGGAAUCAUUGAAUCACAUACACACUCAUCAAAAGACGAACUAAUU